AUGCAACCGAGAAACAUACGCUUCAUUGACGUAAUCAUUCAUAAAACACGGCUGCACUGCUUUUUCCUCGCAGGUACCUCGGCUGUGUACCACGGCAAGCUUAUCGGCUCGGUCACUACCUACUAUCACAAUUUCAGGGGAACCGUGUACGCCGCUGCUGCUAAGAGCGUCGUCAUCACAGACCUCAACUACGACGGUGGGGGUCCCGCGGCCCAUUUCUGGGCUGGAUCCAACAGUGGACUGGACCCUAAUGGCGACCAGCUGCUCGACGAAGAAAUGAGCACCAAGGUGUUGAAGCCCUACAAGAAUGCCACGGUUUUCCUUAGGUUGCCUAGGAAGAUCACCGAAUACAAGUCUCUGGGCAUCUACUGCGAAUUGUUCGGGGCUGACUUCGGCAACGUCCAGAUUCCGGCUGGCUAUGAGCUGCCCAAGGAGCAGAGCCUCGGCAAGCUGUCCGCCAAGCAGCACAACACAAUGGCUGCCGAAGUCAUCCUCAAGGAUAGCGCCACCAUUCUGCUCAAGGGGUUUGAGUACAGCGCCGCCUGUCCAGGAUCUGCCUAUUUCGUGGCGGGCCGUACUGCCAACGCCCAACCAGAUCAACUGACUCGCCUAAUCUACGACAACGGAAAGACGAGCAAGCUGGGAAGUUACAACAAGAAGGAUAUCACGGCGAUAUUGCCCAUUGGUCGGCACUGGAACGAGUUCAAGUGGUUUUCAGUGUACUGCGUCGACGCCAAGCAGAGCUACGCUGAAAUCGCAAUCAACCAGGCGGUGGCUGAGAAGCUGCCGCUGCACGAUCCCAAGGCUAUCAUGCCCCUGCCUUCGAUAGAGUCGACAGACAACGCAGGUGCGCCCUUCGCUCCGUUCUCAGCACUUUGUGUGUUUACUCUGAUAUCUGUCACAUUUGCGUCAGCUCUCGCCAUUCGGCGAUGCCUUGAAAGCGAUAAUCGCAUCAAGACAUGCUGAAAGCGACGGCUUCUUAUUGUGGAGCUUCCAAGGCCUUCCGCCGUGUGUCUUGCGCCCAUAACUCUUCGUGUUCGACAGCCGAGUGCUGGACUUAACUUGCCGGCGCCAUCUGUGUGCUGUGCCGAGUGGAAAGUAUACAAUGGUCUGUUGGUGCAAAUAAAAGCUAUCUUAU
Messenger RNA from Dermacentor silvarum, 1138 nucleotides. Its product is annotated as protein Skeletor, isoforms B/C-like. The transcript is spliced from 9 exons. Bases 1 to 966 code for a protein of 321 amino acids. The record is from RefSeq and is a predicted model, not a curated record. NCBI's taxonomy places the organism in Eukaryota, Metazoa, Arthropoda, Arachnida, Ixodida, Ixodidae.